AUGGUUAUGAUAUUAUCACAACCAUCUUUAAUUAAAAGUGUUACUCGUAAUCAUCAAUUAUUUCAUGCUGAUGUUGGUAUGGUAUCAUAUGCAAUAACUUUACUAUAUAAUUUAAUAUUUGAAAAGAAAAUUUUUUUUCGAUUAAAAGAAAAUGAAACUAUUUUAGCUGCUUGUUCAGACUUGCAAGAAGCAAAAGAUCAAACAAUAAAAUUUGGUUCAUAUACAUUAUUUGCUAUUUUAAAGCAAAAAGAUAUUGAUGAAAUAAAUAAUCCAUCAAAAACUGCUCAAACUUAUUUGUUUUACAUUGAAAAUAUGAUUGAUGAACCAUCACGUAUAUAUCAUGGAGUAAAAUUAAAUGGGGUAUUAACUAAUCUUGAAAUAAUUGUUCAAAAUGAUCAAAUUAAAGAAGAGAUUGCUAAUGAUGAUCAAGGUAUACAGCUGAUUGCAAAAUGUGCAUAUGGUAAAGAUUUCGAUGAUGAUAUUCGACAUCCGGCUCUAAGAAUUAUUUUAUCAGUUUCAUUUGCUGGAGAUGUUGCUAUUGAAAAAAUAAAAAAUAUUGAUCCACUUCUUGAUUAUGUUCAUGAUGAAUUUAUUUCGAAUAAUGCAAAACAAAGAUGGACAGCUAAUGCAAUUCAAUGGAAAAUUGAUGAAGAAAAAAAAUUUAUCAAAAAUCAAGAAGAAAAUAAAGAAAAAGAUCAAGAAAUUAUUGAAUAUAUUAAACCAAGUGUUAAAUUUGACGAAUCAAAAGCUCUUUAUCAAUAUAUUAGAGGUGAUCAUCGUUUUGAUUUAUCUGAUUUUCAAAUAGAAGACACACAUGUAAUGAUCAGUUAUUGUCUUGAUGAUAAAGAAAUAUGUGAUCAAAUUUUUGAUAAAUUAAAAACAGUAAAACAUUAUCAACUAUGGAUGAAUAAACAAUAUUUACACAGCGCUAAUCCAGAAGUCGUAGCGUCAGCAAUGGAGAAAGCGGAUAUCGUUAUUAUGUGUUUUUCAAAUAAGUAUCGAGAAUCAUCAGUAUGUCGAUUGGAAGGUGAAUAUGCUCACAAACGCAAACGACCAUUUAUUCCAAGUUAUGCUCGUAAUCAAGCAAAUAUGAUGCAAGUUUUACAAGCUGGUAAACGUAAAUCAGUUGUGAAAAUUCUUUAUAUGCCGACAGUAUCUGCCAAGUAUUUAUCAUCAUUGGUUAAUCCACUUUGGCAUUCGUUUAAACAACAAAUUCGAAAUCAACAUCUAUUAGUUGCAACAGACAUACCUUUACUGUUACCGGAAACGUUUUAUUUGUUACCAAGAAAAGAAAUUAGUAAUGCAUAUCGAAAACGUGGUACUACAUAUGGAAUUGAUAAAUAUUACGGCCGAUCCUAA
Messenger RNA from Rotaria sordida, 1359 nucleotides. NCBI's taxonomy places the organism in Eukaryota, Metazoa, Rotifera, Eurotatoria, Philodinida, Philodinidae. The record is from the annotation of a GenBank genome assembly.